AGUUAGCAAAGUGGCCUAAAGGGAUGUAAAGUAAAAUAAUGGAACACAUCUACAGUAAAGACAAAAAUGCUUAUUAAUCAUAUUUAUUGUGUUCUGGUGUCUGUGUGUUUUGCUCAGGUUCAGUUGAUCAUGUCCGAAACAAACUGUUCAUCUGCGGUGCUGAGCUGUGUUCAGGAGUUCCUGUGCAACUCCACCUUCCCGGUAAACCUGAGUGACAUGGAGAUGGAGGAUUACUGCCUGAGCCUGGAUGAUUACCUGACGAAGUACCUGGGUCCUCGGCGCUCCCCCGUCUUCCUGCCUGUGUGCAUCACUUACAUGCUGAUCUUCAGUGUGGGAGCAGUGGGGAACACUCUCACCUGCGCUGUGAUCACACGCCACCCAGUCAUGCGCACACCCACCAACUUCUACCUGUUCAGUCUGGCUGUGUCCGACCUGCUGGUGCUCAUCCUUGGCAUGCCGCUGGAGCUGUACGAACUGUGGAGUAACUACCCCUUCCUGCUCGGGAAGAGCGGCUGCUACUUCAAAACCUUCCUGUUUGAGACGGUGUGUUUCGCCUCGGUGUUGAAUGUGACGGCGCUCAGUGUGGAGCGCUACAUCGCCGUCGUGCACCCACUGAGGGCGAAAUGUGUGGUGACACGUGCCCAUGCCAAGCGUGUGAUCAUCUGUGUUUGGAUUGCAUCUGUGAUUUGUGCGCUGCCCAAUGCGAGCCUGCAUGGAAUUUUCACACUGCCAAAACCCCGUGGGAGUGGAGAGGGGCGCGAGCUGAGUUCAGCUAUGUGCACGCUGGUGAAACCACGCUGGAUCUAUAACCUGAUCAUCCAGAUCAGCACACUCAUCUUUUUCAUCCUGCCCAUGAUGACAAUCAGCACACUCUAUCUGCUCAUCGGCAUCCAGCUGAAGAGGGAGAAGAUGCUGCAGGCUAAAGCUGAGUGUGAGAACAAUGGCCACAGAAACGCUAGUGUGCGCACUCAACAACCACGAACACGAAGACAACAGGUCACCAAGAUGCUGUUUGUGUUGGUGGUGAUGUUCGGGAUCUGCUGGGCACCGUUUCACACAGAUCGCCUCAUGUGGAGUUUCAUGGAUGAGUUCUCUGGUGUGGAGAUGUUUCGGGUGUUUGAGUAUGUCCACGUCUUCUCGGGCGUAUUCUUCUACCUCAGCUCGGCCGUGAACCCCGUGCUCUACAACCUCAUGUCCACCCGCUUCCGUGAGAUGUUCAAGGACGUGAUGUGCGUUCACAAACGAGGCUCUGCCCACAGGAAGUACUCUCUGAGCAUGACACGAGCCACUGUGCGCAGUGUCCUGAGUGAUGUUGCUAAUGGCAAUGCUGCUGCCGAUGGAGAUUAUGAGUUUUAUGAAUGUCAUGAAAACGAGACCACAUGUGACUUAGGGAAAGAAACAAACACACUUUGACUUGGAGGUGUGUGUUGGUGUUAUGGACAUGUAUAUGCAGGUGUAUUUAAACAAUACAAUGAUGUGUACAUUUGUGUCCAAUCAGAGUCUCUCUUAAUGUUUCUGUGAACUUUCUUAUGGAAGAAAAAAUCGGCUUAGUGAAAUGUAAUUAUGAAUUUAAAAAAUGAAAUCAUGUCUGGGCCGUUACAGCUGACUCACUAGCUAAGGGAAUUUGUUUUUAAAAAAUUAAAAUAUUCUACUUGUAACUGUUUUAAUUAUUUUUACAAUGCACACCAUUGCUAUGUUAUCUAUGUGUGUUGUA
Messenger RNA from Pangasianodon hypophthalmus (striped catfish), 1714 nucleotides. RefSeq names its product neuromedin U receptor 1a (gene nmur1a). Gene Ontology annotation, biological process: G protein-coupled receptor signaling pathway. The record is from RefSeq and is a predicted model, not a curated record. The coding region runs from base 67 to 1413 and encodes 448 amino acids. NCBI's taxonomy places the organism in Eukaryota, Metazoa, Chordata, Actinopteri, Siluriformes, Pangasiidae. The transcript is spliced from 2 exons. Gene Ontology annotation, molecular function: neuromedin U receptor activity. Gene Ontology annotation, cellular component: plasma membrane.